Ricinus communis (castor bean) is the source of this 3108-nucleotide messenger RNA. Its product is annotated as CDPK-related kinase 7. Gene Ontology annotation, cellular component: cytoplasm; nucleus. Gene Ontology annotation, biological process: protein autophosphorylation; intracellular signal transduction; peptidyl-serine phosphorylation. The transcript has 10 exons. The record is from RefSeq and is a predicted model, not a curated record. Bases 756 to 2579 code for a protein of 607 amino acids. Gene Ontology annotation, molecular function: calmodulin binding; calcium-dependent protein serine/threonine kinase activity; ATP binding. NCBI's taxonomy places the organism in Eukaryota, Viridiplantae, Streptophyta, Magnoliopsida, Malpighiales, Euphorbiaceae.
GGUCUGGCUCUCUUUCUUUCUUGUUGCCUCUGCUAAGCAUCUUUUCUUUACUUUUCCUGUGCUUUUUGCCUUUGAUUAUUCUUUCCUCUUCUUUCUUGGAAUAAAAACUUCUUGUUUUUGCUUCUCCUCAUGAGCUUCUUCUUCACCCAUAAUUUAGCUUCUUAUUCUUAUUCAUAUUCUUCUCUCUUCCUUUCUAUCUAGCCAUCUGUUUCUUUGAUCAAUAAUAAAGUCUAAUUCCGCCCUUUUUUUUUUCUGGUUUUGGGAGAGUGUCUUUAUCUUUCUCUUUCUCUUGCUUUUGAUUUUCAUUUUAAAUUUCUCGCCUUUCCAAUCUGGAAUUUGUUGCAAAUCAUUUUGUUGGGAAUUUACUGUGAUAAUCAUUUCUGGGUUCUGUUGCUCAAACUGUGAACUUUAACUUUCUUUCUGAAUUACCUCUCAAGACUCUGUAAUUCACUCUGGAAUUUCUUUUCUUCAGCUUCAAAUCCUUUCAAUUUAUAUACAUAUAUAUAUUUUUACCUUUUAUGGUCUUUUAUGAUCACAGGCCUAACUUCUUCUUGAUUCUCUGUCCUGUAUAUUUUUCUUGCUUCAAUUUCUAGUUCUUGAUUAUUUCUUUUUAAACUCUUGCACCUCACUUUUUCUAUUUUGAUACUUCACUUCAAAUGGUUUAAACUUUUCUUCCCAUUUUCUUGUUUACAGUCUUUCUAACUUUCUUGAUUUUAUCAGUGAUUUCAUAAUUAUCUUUCUUUAUUGUUGUUUCAAUGGGACUGUGUCAUGGAAAACCAAUUGAGACGACCCAUCAAAAUGAAUCAAAUAACCAGUCACUCUCUAUUGAAACUGAACCACAGCAAGCACCCAAUUCCCACAGAAGUAAAACCUCUAACUUUCCUUUUUAUAGUCCAAGUCCAUUACCUAGUCUAUUCAAGAACUCACCUGCAAUAUCAAGUGUAAGUUCCACUCCUCUGCGUAUUUUCAAGAGGCCUUUUCCUCCUCCUUCUCCUGCAAAGCACAUUCGUGCAUUGCUUGCUCGAAGGCAUGGCUCUGUUAAGCCUAAUGAGGCCUCUAUUCCUGAGGGCAAUGAGAGUGAUAUUGGUUUAGACAAGAAUUUUGGGUAUUCUAAGCACUUUGUGAGUCAUUAUGAUCUUGGUGAAGAGGUGGGUCGUGGUCAUUUUGGGUAUACUUGCUCUGCUAAGGCCAAGAAAGGCAGCAUGAAAGGCCAGGAUGUUGCUGUCAAAAUUAUUCCUAAGUCUAAGAUGACCACUGCAAUUGCUGUUGAGGAUGUUAGGCGAGAAGUGCAAAUUUUGAGAGCUCUAACGGGGCAUAAGAAUCUGGUGCAGUUUUAUGAUGCUUAUGAAGAUGAUGACAAUGUCUACGUUGUGAUGGAGUUGUGCACAGGUGGUGAACUGUUGGAUAGAAUACUGUCAAGGGGUGGAAAGUACUCUGAGGAAGAUGCCAAGACUGUUAUGGUUCAGAUAUUAAAUGUAGUUGCUUACUGUCAUGUCCAAGGUGUGGUUCAUCGAGAUCUCAAGCCAGAGAAUUUUCUGUUCUCUACAAAGGAGGAGAGUUCCCCAUUGAAGGCCAUUGAUUUUGGACUUUCUGACUAUGUAAAGCCAGGUCAGAGAUACUGCAUUAAGAUAAUUCCCUCCCCUUUCUGGUUGAAAGAUGGUCUGGAAUUUGAGUAUUUAGAUUCUUUUGCAGAUGAAAGGUUGAAUGACAUUGUAGGAAGUGCAUACUAUGUAGCUCCUGAAGUUCUACAUCGAUCAUAUGGAACUGAAGCAGACAUGUGGAGCAUUGGUGUGAUUGCUUAUAUUCUUCUAUGUGGCAGCAGACCCUUUUGGGCCCGCACAGAAUCUGGCAUCUUUCGAGCUGUUCUUAAAGCGGAUCCAAGUUUUGAUGAAGCUCCUUGGCCUUCUUUAUCCCCUGAAGCAAUAGAUUUCGUGAAGAGGUUACUAAACAAGGACUAUCGUAAGAGGCUGACUGCUGCUCAGGCCCUGAGUCAUCCAUGGUUAGCCAAUCAUCACGACAUAAAGAUCCCAUUAGAUAUGAUAGUAUACAAGCUUGUAAAAGCUUAUAUCUGCUCGUCAUCUCUGCGGAAAUCUGCCCUGGGGGCUUUGGCAAAGACAUUAACUGUAGACCAGCUAGCUUACCUCCGGGAACAGUUUACACUAUUAGGACCAAGCAAAAACGGUUUCAUUUCCAUGUCAAAUUUUAAGACGGCUGUUAUAAGGAGCUCCACAGACGCCACAAAGGAUUCAAGGGUCCUUGAUUAUGUGAGCAUGGUUAGUUCUCUCCAAUACAGAAAGUUGGAUUUUGAAGAAUUUUGUGCAGCUUCCAUUAGUGUGCAUCAGCUAGAAGGAAUGGAUUGUUGGGAGCAACAUGCAAGGCGUGCCUAUGAGUUGUUUGAGAAGGAUGGGAACAGACCUAUUAUGAUAGAGGAACUGGCCUCAGAGCUCGGUCUUAGUACAUCCGUACCAGUUCAUGUGGUUCUCCAAGACUGGAUAAGACAUUCAGAUGGCAAGCUAAGUUUCUUGGGGUUUGUGAGGCUGCUUCAUGGGGUUUCUUCACGUACAUUUCAGAAAGCUUAGAAUAAUCCCACCUUCGAAACCCUUUUUUAUUUUCAUUUUCCAUCAUACAUGCUUUCCUUGUACUGAAGUGUUGCAAGGGGAAAAAUGGCAUGCCCAGUUUUACCUAAUUCAAGAAUGUAUUCUGCCGAUCACUAUGAAAGGUGCUGCAAGUUAAAGCUUUAGCUGAUGCAGCAUGGCUUGCUAAUGGAGCUAUUCGCGACAUGUUCUCAUGUCAAGUAUGUUCUUCCUCCUUUUUGUUCUCACCUAUAUAAAGUUCUUUUUUCCUUUACUGCGACUGGUGCAACUGGGUUUAGAGGAUUGUACAGAUGAGGUUAGAUCAAAAUGUGUAUUUAGUGUUAGCAAACAGCUUUAAGCUGAGGUGAGUUUCUUUUCAUGUUUUUUUUUUGGGUUUAUAACUCGUGUAUCCAUCGCACUAAGUUCUCUAAUAAAUAUCUUGCCAUCUGCAUGAUGUAAUCUAACAUUUUGUAAGAUGUUUUCUACUGCAUUUGCAGCUGCCCAGUGAAUCCAAUGAUAUUUUCAUUACUUGCUA